Messenger RNA from Spodoptera litura, 3435 nucleotides. RefSeq lists its product as uncharacterized. NCBI's taxonomy places the organism in Eukaryota, Metazoa, Arthropoda, Insecta, Lepidoptera, Noctuidae. The record is from RefSeq and is a predicted model, not a curated record.
GUUUAGUUCUGGCAACUGUUAUCCAAACCAAAAGGUACUUUUUGAUUGACAAUGGAACCACCUCCUGAAGCAGAAGAACCCCCACUGCAAUGCACAACUACAGCAUCGGUGACACCAAAGAUUGAAGAACCUCAAGUUACCUCUGAAAACCCACAAGGUGGGGACCUUGUGGAGAUACAAGGGGUUGAAGAUCCCCAAGAUUCCCUUGAAGACCCAGUGAAGACUGCAAACGUGGUUUGCUUAGAUAACUCCCAGGAACCCUCUGUAGAAAGUUUAAGUGAAAGCCACCAGCAGCCAUCUGAUGAUAAGCCCACUGCAGAUGAUUCAAGCAGUGCACAAAACCCACAACAACCCCCUGAAGAACCGGAGACCGCGAGCGUUGCAGAAGCUACCGAUAAUUUGCAACGACCUCCAGAUAUUGUUGGUGUUACUAUGAAGAUUGAAAACCCAAUAAUUGACACGGAUAACUCAACAAGCCAACCUGAAGAUAAUGUGGCUAAUAAUUCUUUGGAAAAAGAAGAAACGUCUAAACCCCCUGACGUAGUGAUGUCUACUAAUGAAACGAAACAACCCACGGAAUCAAAAAGUGAAAUAGAAACACCAAAGAUAGAAACGACAGCAAACGAACAGGAUUUAUCUGAAACUACAGAACAGAAGCCCGAAAAGAACCCGGAAAAUAUUGCGGACGUCCAAGUGGCGUCGAGAUCGAACAUCCAACCAGAAGUAUGUGCAGCCACUGCAUCAAAAAGAAAAAAGAAACGGUCAAAGGACCAAAGACCAACUAGCACAAGAAAGAAGGAACCAUCGACGCGGGCGAAAAUUGCCAGUAUCAUUAAAGCCUGGAAGAAAGGACAGAGAAGGCGCCGAGCCAGGGAACGCAUGACUAGGAGUUUAGUCCGAAAAAUGUUGGGGCCCGGCUUUUGGCGAGACGUGACCGCAUCGGAUCUGACAGAGGCGAGUGCGUCUGCGGUGCGACAUGCAGCACCAACAUCUACGAUAACUAGACCUUAUCCUUCUCCUCCUCCACCUCCUCCUCCUCCAGAAGAGCAUUACUAUGCAAUGAUGCGUCCAAGAUCACCUAUUUAUCAGCCAUACGAUUAUUCACAAGCCCAUUGUAGUAGAACAAUGCCACCGUAUGCUACACCCAUAUCAAAUGAACCACUCUGUUUAAAAGCUUCAACAUCGACAAGCAUGGACAGACCUAGCACCUCAUCUGCAUUUACUGCUCUAAGACCAGGCUCUGUGAGCGAGGUGAUAGUUUUAGAUGAUGACUCAUCGGAUUCAGAAAAAUAUACGCCAAAUAUAGGAGGAAGAAUAAAAUAUACGCCACCGUAUGAAAUGGCAGAAGAUAUGAGGAAAAUAGACAGAGCAAAAGAUAAACGAAAGGCCCCUGAAAAUCAAAAUGACCUACAACAAGAGCUUGAAAGGAACAAAAAGCUGCGAGAUAUGGUGAAUAAGGAAAUGGAGCCCCAUUUACAUACGCCAGUACAGACGCUCGGAGCUGCCGGUAUAUGCGGCAUUUUUACCACACCCCUACCUUCUCUGAUGGAGGAGGAUGGUUGACAGGAGAUUCAGGAUCUGUCGAGGACUGGCAGACAACGGCAUAGUUCCGGUCGGCGAUACCGUGACGAUAAUACUGAUACUGAUAGUUCGGAUGGACUUUAAAUAUUGUUUCUUUAUUUGAUUAUUUUAAACUGUCUUUUUAUGAGAUUUAUUUUUAAACGACUGUAGGAUGAAAAUAUACAUUUAUUUAGUUUGCUUUUAACUUUUUUGAGUACAAUUAGCACAAAGAGUGUCGUUUUAUUUACAAAUUCGUUUAUAGUGUACGAAAUUACAGUAAUUACAUUUUUCACGAGUUCCACUGCGUUAAAACACUUAUGAAACUGUUUAAUAGAAUAAAUGAAGAGAUCAAUGACUUAUUAAGCAAAGAGAUUCUGUCCUCAUCGAUUUUUGAAAUGUUUAACAUUACCGAAUUUAAUUUUUAUUAUCAUCAGCUCAAUUAUAAUUUAAGCUGAAAAAAGUAACUUAAAGGGUUUACCCGUUAAUUAGAGCUUAUUAUCUCUUGUGAUUGCUUUACAAAGGUAAUAUUAAAAUGGUAAGUAGGAAGACGUCAUCAAUUGUAUUGUAUCGGAUUUAAAUAUGGGUUACAAAUAAAAUAUUUGUCUCCUAUACUGUUCAAAAUGACUGUCAUAUACUUAUUUUGUACUUUCUAUUGUGGCAAUGUCAUUUAACGUGCCAAUCGUUGAAUAAAUUAUUUGGAAACAAUUUUUGGUCCAAUUUUGAUGAAUAAUGUAUGAACAUCAUAAAGAUUUCGAAGCAAGAAUAAUGUCAGAGGUGUUUUGACAACAUUGGAUUUUACUUUAUAUCGAUGUUUAGUAAUUAGGUUAGUGAUAAAACAUUAUGAAAUAUACAACUGUUGGUAGUUUUGGAAACGUGUUGUUUCAAACUGGACUGCUGUACGUAUUUACAGUAUGCUUAGUAUUAAAUAAUUAAUAAUGUAAGUACAAUCGACUAUAUUAACACCCUAGGGAGUCAGACGUCACCUAAUAUUUAGCGAUGUGCAAACGAAUUGAGAUUUAUCAUAUGUAAUUUGACGAUGGUAAAUACAUACAAUGUUUAAUGUUGUAUUAUAAAAUAUGUAGUAAUUUUCAGAUAUUUCGCUUAUUGUAUUGAAAUGAUCUGAUUGAGUGGAGACUGACCUCCGUAAAACAGGUAAUCGUAAAGAUUGAUGAUCAAUGUAUUAGUUAAGUAUAUUACGCACAUAAAAUAUUUUGUAGGUGUAUUUGUAUAGGUCUACAAAAGGGACUAGUUUACCUGCUCUUGUGACUUAUAUAUAUUUCGUCUAGGCGUAGAAAGGAGCAUUGAGUAUUGAAGGAAAUAAUUCCUUCAAUGAUAUUCUUCUGAUAUUAUUAUGGGGUGCAGGACCCAAACCUGUUUGUUCGUAUCCUACUCUGGGACAUUUGGGAUAUAAUUAUCUCAAUAUUUUCUUAGUUGUUCGAUGUAUACCAAAAAAGAAAGAAAAUUUACAUUCAAAUACUAUUUUUAUGGAAUUAACUGACAUGAUGAUAAUAAUUAUUUACUUAAGUAUAAGACACUUUUAUCUUAGCAACAUUCAAGUUAUAUCAAUUUUGCAAUUUAAGUAGAAUUUAGUCUAGACACCCUGUGACAAUGCACAUGUUACAAAACUUUCGAGUAAUAUAUUAACCAUAGUUGUAUAAGAUUGUAAUGGUCGGUUUCACUUAAGAUAUGUAUGUGUCUAUCAGAGGAAAUGCACAAUGAAGCUCCGAUCUAAUUAUCUAUCUGGCUCUUUGACAAAAUCUUGUGAAACUGGCCCCAAAUGAUUUAGAAAGAAUCUGUAUUUGAUAGUAUUAAAACACAAAAUAACACAAUAAUAAUAAUCGAAUAUUUUUGUCUCGUAUACAUGUCGUGUUCUAG